Molecule: messenger RNA, 1831 nt
Organism: Actinia tenebrosa (Australian red waratah sea anemone)
Lineage: Eukaryota; Metazoa; Cnidaria; Anthozoa; Actiniaria; Actiniidae
Product: splicing factor ESS-2 homolog
Cellular component (GO): catalytic step 2 spliceosome
Source: RefSeq, a predicted model, not a curated record
UUCCACCAUGUUUACUGCUAUGUUAACAGCAGCAAAAAAAUCCUGAAGUUUUGGGUAAAGAACUAGAUUGUUUUAGCUUUUAAACAACUAAAUCGAUAGGGAUGGCUCUUUUAAAACGUGAUGAUGGAGAAACUGCUAAAUUAUCGAAGAAAUCUAAAGUGUGUGUUUUAGACGAAGACACUUACGAACAGUCACUAGAUAAAAUCAUCCAAAGAGAUUUCUUUCCGGAAUUAAAAAAGAUAAGAGCACAAAAUGAAUAUCUUGAUGCAACAGAGAACAAUGAUGUGGAAAAGCUAAGAGAAAUAUCUGAAAGAUACCAAGUACUAUGUACACCCAAUGGUCGUCCUCCUGAGUCUCCAGCAUCUUUCGAGACACCAAGCACUGUGCAUUGGUCACCAGGAAAAACUACAGCACCAAGAGAAGAAAGUCAUAAAGACAAGCAAACCAAGAACAUCAAAGAAAGCCAAAUGGCAGACCCAUCAGAUGAUACUCUGGAUGUAUUUCUGGCAAAACAUACGAGUGAAGAUAAUGAUUCCUUUGAAGAAAUCAUGGAGCAAGCUAGAGUACGGCAAAAAGAAAAAUAUGCAUGGUUGUAUAAAAAAGAAGAGGAACAGACAAGGAAAAGUCGGAAAAGUCUUGCCUUAGCUGAACCAAAACAAGGAGAUGAACUGCUACAGGCUGAACGUCCUGCAAUGAUAGACACAUGGACUUACAAAAACAAAAAUGCUCUAAUGUACUGUCCUGAAGGAGUGGAAGAAUCUGUCAAGGAUAUUAUUGACAAUAGAAAACAUAAAAAACAGGGAAUCAGUCAUAAAAAUACUGGCUUUACUAAAAAUCCAUUUCCAGAUCAUGUUUGUAGUGAAUCAUUAGCGUCUGCUGCUGCUUGUAAAUUAGCUAGUCAGCCAGGAAAAAUUGGAGUUGAUGGAAUUGAAGACAAAGUAUCUGCUAGUCCUCAGGUUAAUGGAUAUGGCUUUGUAGCUGCUACACCUACAGUUGAGCCAGGAGUGGAUGCCUCACCACUAAUGACUUGGGGUACAAUUGACGGAACACCAUUCCGUCUGGAUGGUAGUGACACUCCAAGACCAGCAGCAACACCAGGACCCACUUUCAAGAUGCCAGAGCCAAAGAAAAGGGAGCAGUUAGGGCUGGCUCUUGCAGAAAAAGUAACCAAGAAAUAUAGAGAAAAAACAAGAGAAGCACGUGCUCAGGCAGCAGCCAUGAUUGGCAAGAGUCCUUAUGCAAAUAAGAUGGAACGUUUGAAUACCAUGUCUCCUGCAGCCAAGCGUCUUGCUUCUCAAAGAUUUGGCAUCAAGACUGGAGCAGAUCAAGCAUUGCGUGCUAGUUAUGCUACACCAUCGCCAUCACACAGAGUCAAUACUCCUAAUACAUACAAUACACCUUGUACUCCUGCCACAUCUAACAACACUACACCAUCAAGAGAUUUAUCUUUAACCGAUGAUUUGCUGAAGUUACCCAAACGGUAGCUUGACAUAACACAAAUUUCUUGACUUGUGAAGUGAAUUUUUAGUAUCCCCAUGAUAAUUAAUGUACCCAGAAAAACGAUAGAUAUUUUGCCUAAGCCAUUCUUUCUCUCAUAAGCAAGCUGUAACAUUAUAAAAAAGGGGUGGACAAUUAGCUUAUCUAGUAUGAAGAUUGGUCAAGCUUUUCACAGAAUAGCAUUUUAAUACUGUAUAGCAUUUAGAAAAGUUCAACCUUGUGUAAUUUAAAGUCUUAUGUAUUAUUGAUUUGACUUGCAUAAAGCCUCAAAUUGCCUACCAACCCAAUGACCUUUACAAUGUGUGAUAACAGUAAUACAAUGAUUACAUUUGAA